GGCUGUCAAAAGCAGCUGUUGUUUUUGAGUCAGAUUCCAGCAUGUUCUAGCUGUUUCUUCUCUAGUUUCUUCGCAAGAAGUUAGUUCAGUUUUACGAAAAAGUGCUUAAAUUUGCAACAACGCGACUUAAUUAACUUAUUUGUUUGCGCUGACGAAAUAGUAAUGCAAGAUGGAUUGUUCCAACGACUGCUCGCCGGGCCCGUCUUCGGAGCACGAAAAGGACCAGGUCAAAACGAUCGUGCGCUUUCUGAACGUCCAGAGCACGGCACCGUUUGCGCGGCUCAAGUGUAACACCGACCUCAACCUGCCGCCGUCCAACUGGCUGAGCAACUCGGCCGACUCGUACGGGUUGGGUCAGUUUCUGUCGCACCAAGGCGGCGGCUUCAGCAGCUUCCGGAUGGCGAACAUGUUUCCGGACAUCAUUGGGUGCGGGGUGGACGUGGUGUCGGACGCGGAGAACAUUAAGCGGCUGCUGAAGUUGCCGUACUCGAGGAAGAGUGUGAUUUCGAUGAUUGUGCACCGGGUCGAGAAUACGCUGCUGAUUGACGAGUUUGACGUGGCCAAGUAUCUGCUGCGGCAGGAGGAGACGGAGUGGCACUGGCUGAGGUCGUUUAUCUAUGAUAACAUCUUGAACAGUUUGAGCGAAAGUGAGAAGAAGUUGUUUAUUCAUCCGAAGAGUCGCGAGGCGCUAGCGGCAAAGUAUUUGACGUCCAAGUUUCUGUACUACAGCCUGAAGGCCGAGGAUGAGCAGGGUGGCUCGGAUUAUGGGCCGUUGGAGGACGAUGAUGACGACGAGUGUCGGAUGUUUAAACCGCUGCCGUUGGCCGGGCCAGUGCUUCCGGAACCGGACGAGGAAGAACACAGUCCCGAUCCGCACCAGAACAAACAUGUGUUCAAUCGUAACGUGGUGUGGACGUUUGAGGACAUUCGGAUGUUGAUUGGCACCGAUAUGCCCAUCUUUGGUGGCGCGAAUCGUCCUUGCAUAAGUUUGCGGCUGAGGGACGAGUCUAAGCCGAUCAACGUGCUCACCGGGAUCGAUUACUGGCUGGAUAAUUUGAUGUGCAACGUACCGGAGGUCGUGAUGUGCUACCAUUUGGACGGUCUUGUGCAAAGGUACGAGCUGUUGAAAACUGAGGAUCUGCCCAAGAUGGAAAAUUCCAAGUUUUCUCCGAAAGUGAUAAGGAACGUGGCUCAGAAUAUUCUCGCAUUUUUGAAGGCCAACGCAACCAAGGCCGGUCACACGUACUGGCUGUUCAAGGCGAAGAAUGACGAAGUUGUCAAGCUGUACGAUUUGACGACUCUCUGCAACAACGCUUGUCCGUCGGAGGCUGCGGUUGAGGAGGAACCCGAAGAAGAGGACCAGCACAAUCAGAACCCCUUCACCAUUCCGGUCGCGAUGCUGCUGUACACGGUCGCCCGUAACAUGAAGAAUUCGCCGGAGGGAAUUUCCGCGACCAAAGCCGGUGCCAUCAAGACGCUGCUGGACAACUGCAUAAAGCUGUUGCCGAAGGAAAAGUAUCCUCAAAUCGUGACCUCGUCGCAUUACAUUCUGUCGGAUCUGCACAUCCCGGCCGAGACCGACCCUGGGUCGCCCAAGUUCAACACCACGCUGGAGGACGAGGAAGACGAUGAGUCUUGUUCGUUGUUUGGCGAGCAGACGGCGAGUUCGUCGCCGCACCCGGAAGAGUACGCCGAGCACACCGGAAACCGGCUGGAAGCGGCCAUCAAAAGCAUCGAGGAAACGUUGCAGGAGUACAGCGGAAGUGACGGAUGGCGGUACAAUGCGCGACCUCCGCCGCUGGUGGGUGGUAUUGAAGAACGCUGCGAGAUUGCGUUGCAACAUAUCGUUGAUGGGUUGAGCUGCCUGCAGUACUUUGAUAGCAGCGAAGAGCAGAAAAAUCGAGAGAAGGAAAAGGCCGAAGAAAAGCGCAAGAUUUACCACGAGGAAACCCAUCCGAACCUGGCGAAAUCGGAAGAUCCGAUACCGCUGCCGUACAGUCCGCUCAGGCCGGAACCGGAAAUGGCCAACCCGGACGAGCCGAUUCCGAUGGCGUGGCGAGAAGACGCGGAAGGUCCGCGGGAGUGCGCAGCGAAGAAGCAGCUGAAGAAGAAGAGCAAGCGUAAAAUUGAGAAGAAGCGGGUCACCGCCGACGGAACGGGUACGGAGAUUGACGCACGAUCGCUGCUGCUGAAGGGUGAAAUCGGAGUCGUCAAGUCGUGGAACGUGCACCUGAAGAUAUUGCUGUUUGAGAAGGCAUGCCUCACUUAUGCCACGCUGGCCGAGCGGUUCUACGCGCAGGAACAGUACGGAACUUCGCUGCGGUUCCUGUACGCGGCCAUCCGGUGCCAGCAGGUGGUCACCAAGUACAUUUCGUGCGUAUCGUCGCAGCGGAGUUUGCUGCUAGGUCGGAUAGGCGAUUGCUUCUUCCAGCUGGCGAAGAACUGGGCCAAGAUUCGCCAGUAUUUGGAGGAGUUUGAGCAGGAGAGUCGCGUCGAUCAGUUGAUAAUGGAGGAGCUGGUGAAGGAUAUUGGGAGUGAGGUGGAACACUCGCUGCCCCUGCCGAUGGAAAACGUUGAACAGCUGAUGGUCACGAGCUGCGGCUGUUACGAGGCUGCCAUCGAGUGUGCGUCGAAGGACGCCCGGGACGAGCUGAGUCGUCGGUUGGGCAGCGUUCGGAACGAGCUCGGCGUCAAGUACAUGCACUGGGCCCAGGAGGAGUAUCAAAAGUGGACCGAGUCGAAGCGGGAAGGCGAAGAUUCGGAACCACUGUACCAGGUGUUGGCAAGAAAAUCUUACGACUCGCUGCAGAAAGGAGUCGCGCUGUUUGAGGAAGCAAACGAUGCUACGAAUUUGGCAUUUUUGCUGUGCAACAUGGGUCGCUUUAUGCGGUUUCGGGCGCACAUCCAUCUGGUCGGGGAAACGCCCAACAACGUGCACCUGCAGAAGAAGUUCUACCACGAAGCGUUCGCGUUCUACCAGCGAGCGCUGGGCGUUCUGGGCACUCGGAAGGAAAACCCCGACCUGUGGUCGCUGGUCACGUGGGAGCUGUCGACCGCGACCUUCAACCUGGCCAAGCAGCUGCAGGACCAUAGCACAAUCGACCAGGAGGGCGCCCCCCAGAACGCCGAUGAACUCGAGCAGGAGGUUGUUGGAAUGCUUCAGCGAGCGCUUAAAAUCUGCGACCAAGAGCAAACCGGUCCCCGCCAGGUGCUGUACUCGUUCCGAGCUGCGCUGAUUCAUCACAGAAUCGCCUCCUACCACCACUUCUCGUUCCGCUCGGCCGCCGAGGAGAACCGCCGCAAGACCACCCUCCAGCUGUGCAAACUGCACUACGAGAAGGCGGUCGCCAUCUUCGAGAGUCUCAGCGAACCCCAGGAAUACCUGCGCAUCCAGAUGGAGCGGAUCGCCCUGCAGGAGUACCAGUGCGAGCUCGCCCAGACCAUUCCGGCCAAGCUGCGGCAGCUGCAGCAGGCGCUCGAGCUGUGCAAGCAAAGCCGCGCCAUGAUCGAGUGCUUGGCCAGCGCGAAAUGUGGCGGCGCCAACGUGGACCGCGACGAACUGCAGAAACUGCUCGAGCUGUUCGAGAAGCGCCUGCAGGUGAUUCUGCGCACACUGACAAAGCUGUGCCAGCUGGCGGCUAAAAAGCCCGAGAACGAUCGGCUUGCGGCGCACUACAAGACGCUAUUUGGGGCAACGUUGCGACGACCGGUUAGUGACGCUGGCUCAGAUUCCGCCCACAACGUGAUUAAGGAACAUGCCUUACAUCUUGUAAACGUGCUGCAGAAAAUUUGUGAUCUAGAUAAGACCGAAGGUUAAACCACGUUUUACACAAACUAACACACUUGUGCAUUUUUAAGAUAUUAAGCCGUUGAUCGCUUUUAAACUUCGUGUUAUAAAAACAGGUACUCAAGAAUAAAAACUCUUAAUAUUGUUCAAAACAAAAUCAU
This is a messenger RNA of Culex pipiens pallens (northern house mosquito), 3948 nucleotides long. Its product is annotated as erythroid differentiation-related factor 1. The transcript is spliced from 3 exons. The record is from RefSeq and is a predicted model, not a curated record. Gene Ontology annotation, biological process: positive regulation of DNA-templated transcription. NCBI's taxonomy places the organism in Eukaryota, Metazoa, Arthropoda, Insecta, Diptera, Culicidae. The coding region runs from base 170 to 3817 and encodes 1215 amino acids.